Molecule: messenger RNA, 1348 nt
Organism: Brachypodium distachyon (stiff brome)
Lineage: Eukaryota; Viridiplantae; Streptophyta; Magnoliopsida; Poales; Poaceae
Product: transcription initiation factor IIB-2
Exons: 1
Coding region: 81-1097 (338 amino acids)
Biological process (GO): transcription preinitiation complex assembly; DNA-templated transcription initiation
Cellular component (GO): nucleus; transcription preinitiation complex
Molecular function (GO): TBP-class protein binding
Source: RefSeq, a predicted model, not a curated record
AACCGCAAUCGCAAAUUCGCAAUCUCGCAAUCCCAAACCUAGACGAGAGCUUGAACAGCAGAGCACGCGCAGCAGCAGCGAUGUACUGCUCGGCGGCGGACGAGCGGGUGUACUGCACGGACUGCCACCGCGCGACGGAGGUGGUGCUCGACCACGGCACCGGCGACACCAUCUGCACCGACUGCGGCAUGGUCCUGGACGAGCACUACAUCGACGAGGGACAGGAGUGGCGCGUCUUCGGCGACGACAGCGCUGGCGGCGAGGACCGCGACCCCUGCCGCGUCGGCUCGGCCGGCGACCCCUUCCUCCGCGGCGACGGCCUGCUCUCCACUUGCAUCGUCCACUCGGCCAAGUCCAAGUCAAGGUCCAGGUCCGGGUCCGACCCAGCCGCCGCCCUGCACCUGCCCAGGAUGAUGCUCGACGUCGGCGGCCCGGCCCCCGACACGGCGCUCGUCGACGCGUUCCGCGGCAUCGCCGACAUGGCGGACCGGCUGGGGCUCGUGGCCACCAUCCGGGACUCGGCCAAGCAGACGUUCAAGCGGCUCGAAGAGGCCAAGGGGUGCCCGCGCGGCGCCCGGAGCCGCGACGCCGUCUACGCCGCCUGCCUCUACGUCGCCUGCCGCAAGGAAGGCAUGCCUCGGACGUACAAGGAGCUGGCCUCCGUCACGGCGCAGGGGGCGGCGGCGCGCAAGGACAUUGGCAAGAUGACGACACACAUCAAGAAGCUGCUCGGGGAGGAGGACGGCCAGGUGCUCGACAUCGGCGUCGUGCGCGCCACCAGCUACCUGCGCCGCUUCUGCUCCAUCCUCGGCCUCGGCAACCAGCAGAUGCUCGCCGCCCAGGAGGCCGUGAGCAGGCUCGAGAUGGAGCUCGACGUGCGCCGCAACCCCGAGUCCAUCGCCGCCGCCAUCAUCUACAUGGUCGUGCAGCGCGCCGGCGCCCGCAGGUCCGUCAAGGACGUGUCCGCCGCCACCGGCGUCGCCGAGGGCACCAUCAAGGAGGCGCACAAGGACCUCGUCCCGCACACGGAGUUGCUUUUCGCUGAGCGCCCGCCGCGCGGUUCUUCCGCGCGCCCUGCUCCUGCUGCAGGCCAUUAACGCUUUCAUUGAUGCUUGGCCUUGGCACACGCAGGACCCGUUCUUGAUCCUUGGCACAUGCGUGUUUGCCAUGUCCCGUACGUGUGUGCUUGGCAACUAUAUGUCUUAGACAUGCUAAGUUUAUGUUGGACUCAUCCGUUUCUAAGUGCCGAUCAUUCGUGAAUCCGUGCUUCAUUCGUUGGUCCCAAACUCAUGAACUGAGGUCUGAGAGGUGGUUUGCUAAGUACGACUCGUAUGAUUGAUCACGGGAA